CUCCGCUUCGCGAGUCGCGACCAGUCUUGGCGCGUGAACGAUGCCGGCGAGGGCGGUCCGGUCAGCGCGCGAUUCAUAACCGCGACGAUUCCGGGAAAUUUUGUGCCGCGACGAGAGGGCCGCGCACACGUCGUCGGUUUUCAGCCCAGGCAGGCCCGAUUAUCCCCCUUUGGCUUUGAUUUAAACAAAAAAAAAAGAGCUAACCGCAAAAACGAAGGCAAUACGAGAGUGGGCGGACUAAAACUUAUCCUCUUUCCUCUGCGUGGCACGCGCGGGAUAAAUCUCGGUGGGCGGACCUCUCGUAACGACACCGCACGCCGUGUGGUAAACUACCCUGAACUCUCGUCGUUGCACCUGGGAGGUCGUCCUCUGGGAGGCUGCUACCCCGGCUGCUUUUAUCGACGUGGGGCGGGCGGUGAUGCUUUUGUCUCCCCGACGAAAUCGGGACUUAGCCGCGCGAAACUCGAGAGCCACAUCGAUGCCGAAGUCGGCUACUAAGUGGAGAUUCUGGAGAAAGUCCAAGAGGGCUGUUCUCGAGGAGAACGACAAGAACGAGAGCAAACGCAAGCGCUCGGCACCGCAGGUGGUCGUGACGCAGGUGAUCAGACAGGACUACGAUCAGUUACCGGAACAGAAAGUAGCGGAAGUCGCGAACGCCAGGAGAAAGACGAUGGAGCAUCCGCUGAACAGUCGACUGUCGCCGAAGGUCACGCCGAUCACGGACGACUACGAGAUCAGUAACCAUGUCCUGGGCCUCGGAAUCAACGGGAAGGUCGUGCAGUGCUACGACAAGAACACGAGGCAGAAAUACGCCCUUAAAGUUCUGCAUGAUUGUGCAAAGGCGCGAAGAGAAGUUGAGCUUCAUUGGAGAGCAUCACAUUGCAGGCACAUUGUCCAAGUCAAGGAUGUAUAUGAAAAUACUUACAGCGGAAACAAAUGUCUGUUGGUAGUUAUGGAAUGCAUGGAGGGUGGAGAAUUGUUCCAAAGGAUACAAGACAGGCAAGACGGCGCUUUUACCGAAAGGGAGGCCGCGCAAGUGAUGUACGAGAUCUGCGUCGCGGUGAAGCAUCUCCACGACAUGAACAUCACUCACAGGGAUUUAAAACCCGAGAAUCUUUUAUAUUCUAGACCUGACAUUACUGGAAUACUGAAACUCACCGACUUUGGAUUUGCUAAAGAAACACAUUUAAAAGACACAUUACAGACCCCAUGUUAUACACCUUAUUAUGUUGCCCCGGAAGUUUUGGGACCAGAAAAAUACGACAAAAGCUGUGAUAUUUGGUCAUUGGGAGUAAUUAUGUACAUAUUAUUGUGCGGCUUUCCACCAUUUUAUAGUAAUCAUGGACUGGCGAUUUCGCCUGGAAUGAAAAAGAGGAUCCGAUUAGGACAAUACGACUUCCCUAAUCCAGAAUGGGCAAAUGUGAGCCAAGAAGCCAAGAGCCUUAUUAAGGGUAUGCUGUGUAUAGAUCCAGCGGAAAGGUUGCAGAUCGACGCCGUGAUGCGGAACAAUUGGAUCGCCAAAUAUAUGGAAGUACCCCCUACUCCUUUACAUACUGGACGCGUUUUACGCGAGGGAGAGGAGAUGUGGCCUGAAGUGCAAGAGGAGAUGACGCGAUCGCUGGCCACGAUGCGCGUCGACUACGACACCGCAGCUCUAAAGCAGCUCGAUCACACAAACAAUCCUCUGCUGAAUAAACGUAGGCGCGCGAAACAGUCGGCAAAUAACGCGACGGUGCCCACGGCCGCCAGUCCCACGCCCGCCUCCUAGGAUGAGGACACUGUCAGAGCCAGACGAAAUUGGUCCUGUUUUCUACGGAAAUGUGUCAGAUACAGCAUGAUCACAACGAGGAUCGUUUUCUGACUGUUGCAUUUUACGAAGCGAAAGAAAUUCCGAGGUAGAGUAGUAUCGAAGGGCACCUAGAUCGCAUGAUUUUGUGUUCGCACGAUUUACGCCUAUCGGCGUCUGAUUAUUUAGGUGCGAGAUCAAUUUUAUUAGAACGGUACAAUAACGCAUGUAACAAGGACAAUAUAUUACCCCAGCAAAUGUAAGUAAAUGAUGCCUUUUUAAUUAUUGAAUAUAUCACGGUUUUUUGUCAAAUUGCAAAAUUUUAAAAAAUAUACGUCAUUAAUUAUGAAAUUGAGUAAGCAUUCAUAUAGAAAGUCAAACAUUAUUAAUGCCAAGCAUUAAUGUUUGUCAGUUCAAUCUAUUUCUACCAGACCUAAUAAUUGCCAUUGUUUAAAUAGAAUAGCCUUUACCCUCUGGCGCUAAAUAGAAACAAUAAAUAAACGAUACUGCUGAACGUGUCUUUUGUCAAAUCCUGACAUAAUAUUUCUUAUUGGAAAAUUCUUAAUAAUUAUAUUUAAUUUCUUAUAUUUGAAACAUCUAUAUCUAAUAACAAGAUAUAAGAAAAGAGAAAAUUGUUUUUCUUAAUAAAUUGCUAUUGUAUUUAUCUAAAGGGAAGAAUAUGAAAUCAUAACUUAUUUUUCCUCGAAAAAGUCGAGAGAUGUAUUAUAUCUCAAAAAAAUCCGUCAUCUUUAACAACUGAGUCGAGUUUAGAGCCGAUAAAGAACAACUGGCUUUUGCCAUCUUAUAUUAUUGAUUUAAAUAUAAUAAAUGAGUCAAUUUCAAAUAUAAUAAUUGAUUCAAAUUAUUAUGUCGUUGAGCCAGUAGUAAUUGUUACUAUUCUGUACACAUACAUAUAUUCUAAAAUAGGCGCCGACAAAAAAAGGUUGUUUCAAUCGGGAUUAUUUUAUACAUAAUCCCAAGUAAAUAUAAAUAUAAUGUAAAGACUAUUUAUCCAUAGACUAUUAAGACUAGUUGUAGGCACAAUUGCUUAUAUACGUAUCAUUUCUAAAAGAAUUAUUUGCUGCUUGGAUAAUCAGGCAUCUGUGCAUCACAUUUGUAUUUAUAUCAUCAAAUUAAUAAUGCAUAAUUACGAUCUUUCAUAAUUGUCCCGUCCUGCCUGUUUUAAAUAUAUGUAUUAAAGUUUCAUAUAUAAUUAUUACCGGUUCAAGAUUUUUUUAUCUCACUUUUUACUACUGAUGUAAUUAAUUUAGGUAUUAAAAAUUGAAUUAUUUGUAUUCUGAUAUCUAUUAUAUCUCUAAUAUGUUUUUUUAAUAUGUCUUUAAUUAUAUUUACUUUAAUUAAAUUUGCACUGUUUUUAAGAUUUAUAAGUAAUUACAACAAUAUGCUUGAGUACAUUUGAGUGAUUUAAAUCUGCCUUUUAUUUAGAUUAUGAAUGUUAUGAAUUUUAGAUUUAUUUAUCACCGGUCGAAUGCUAUGAGAUAAGUAGUGGGAUAGUUCCAAUACCACAUUCUUAAAAAUACAAAAAAUAAUAGGUAUAUGGAAAUUGUAUAUAUUUCUACUUAAUUAUUUGAGUGUAUUGUGUCUAUGAUCGUGUAGAAGUGUCGUUAAAUAUUUAUAGAGAUGAAAUGGAAUAUUAUGGAGUUUAUAUGUAUUUUCAGUAUAAAUAUAUAUAACGCGAUAUUCUACAAUAUUAUUAAUAGCCGAUAAAUCAAAUAAAAAAAGAGGAGUUCCAUGUGCCUAUAUAAUUUCAGUCGAACAAAGAUCAUAUUACAAGAUCAUAUUACGUUGUAGAAUAUUAAAAAGAAAUCACUAAAAUGUAUAAUAUAAAAUGUUAUCGCAAAAAGAAUAUGUAAUUGCAAAUUUAACAUAAUAUUUUAAAAGACAGUCAUUUUCUGAGCGCGUCUAAAAUGAUUAACCUAUAGACAUGAAAGAUAUAUUCAUACAAAAUUUAUAAAAAAAAUUAUUCAAAAAAUUUCAGAGAUUGAAAUAUAUUGUGUAUGAAUAAUAUAGUUUUUCAUUAUAUAGAACAUAUACAGUUUCUCGUGUUCUACGUUGAUAAGUUAAUUCACUUUAAUCACAUGAAUAAUAAAAUGCAUAUACAAUUCAAUUUAACACAUUGCAACGAAUUCAAUAGCAAGAUAUUUUUAUAAGUCAAGGAUUCGUUGAAUCAUCUGUAUUUACAAAAGUUGACAAUAACUGCAAACAAUUGUCCUAACUUUCAUAUCAUUACUUCGUUACUUAUGCAAUUUAUAGUUCUCUGUAUACCACGGCGAUGAAAUCAUAUAUUUUUAACAUGUGACGACGCUGUAUAUUUCCAUAGACUGUAACGCGUUUAUAGAAAUAUGUAUGAUCAAAGUGAUGUUAUAAGUAAAAAUUAAAUAAGUAAAACAGGA
This is a messenger RNA of Monomorium pharaonis (pharaoh ant), 4200 nucleotides long. It is a transcript of the gene MAPk-Ak2, whose product is annotated as MAP kinase-activated protein kinase 2. Gene Ontology annotation, molecular function: calmodulin binding; mitogen-activated protein kinase binding; ATP binding. The transcript has 10 exons. Bases 419 to 1768 code for a protein of 449 amino acids. Gene Ontology annotation, biological process: protein autophosphorylation; peptidyl-serine phosphorylation; intracellular signal transduction. The record is from RefSeq and is a predicted model, not a curated record. Gene Ontology annotation, cellular component: nucleus; cytoplasm. NCBI's taxonomy places the organism in Eukaryota, Metazoa, Arthropoda, Insecta, Hymenoptera, Formicidae.